Messenger RNA from Anoplopoma fimbria (sablefish), 1960 nucleotides. Its product is annotated as serine/threonine-protein phosphatase 2A catalytic subunit beta isoform. Gene Ontology annotation, biological process: mitotic cell cycle; peptidyl-serine dephosphorylation. Gene Ontology annotation, cellular component: cytosol. The transcript is spliced from 8 exons. The record is from RefSeq and is a predicted model, not a curated record. NCBI's taxonomy places the organism in Eukaryota, Metazoa, Chordata, Actinopteri, Perciformes, Anoplopomatidae. Gene Ontology annotation, molecular function: protein serine/threonine phosphatase activity. The coding region runs from base 310 to 1239 and encodes 309 amino acids.
UAGCCGCUGCGACGCCGCUGCCUUUCACAGCUCCGGUCCGUCGCAUCGGGGACAUCCGAGCCUUCCGACCCCCCGGCCUGAACCACCCGCCUCCCAGCGCCGGUCACUCGACGUCGGUCCCGUGUCAUGAGACAGAGCAGCCGCUCGGCCCGUUGAUUUGUCUGAUCGUUGAUAUUCUGACCGGUUUGGCGGGACGAGAGAAUCCGAGACGAGCUAACGGCUAAGAGAGCUAGCGGCUAACGCGGAGCUAGCGCGGAGCUAACGGGGAGCUAACGGCUAACGGGGAGCUAAACUCAGCUAGCCGCCGUCAUGGAGGACAAGUCCUUCACCAAGGAGCUGGACCAGUGGAUCGAGCAGCUCAACGAGUGCAAGCAGCUGUCGGAGAACCAGGUCCGGACGCUGUGUGAGAAGGCCAAGGAGAUUCUGACCAAGGAGUCCAACGUCCAGGAGGUUCGAUGCCCGGUGACGGUGUGCGGCGACGUCCACGGUCAGUUCCACGACCUGAUGGAGCUGUUCAAGAUCGGAGGAAAGUCUCCCGACACCAACUACCUGUUCAUGGGAGACUACGUGGACAGAGGCUACUACUCCGUGGAGACGGUCACGCUGCUCGUCACGCUAAAGGUUCGUUUCCAGGAGCGAAUCACCAUCCUUCGAGGGAACCACGAGUCGCGGCAGAUCACGCAGGUCUACGGCUUCUACGACGAGUGCCUGAGGAAGUACGGCAACGCCAACGUCUGGAAGUACUUCACAGACCUGUUCGACUACCUGCCCCUCACCGCGCUGGUGGACGGACAGAUCUUCUGUCUCCACGGAGGUUUGUCUCCCUCCAUAGACACUCUGGAUCACAUACGAGCUCUGGACCGCCUGCAGGAAGUCCCACAUGAGGGUCCCAUGUGUGACCUGCUGUGGUCCGACCCCGAUGAUCGUGGUGGGUGGGGCAUCUCCCCCCGAGGAGCCGGCUACACCUUCGGACAGGACAUCUCUGAAACCUUCAACCACGCCAACGGCCUCACUCUGGUGUCCCGCGCCCAUCAGCUGGUCAUGGAGGGCUACAACUGGGGCCAUGACAAGAACGUGGUGACCAUCUUCAGUGCUCCAAACUACUGCUACCGCUGUGGAAACCAGGCAGCCAUCAUGGAACUGGACGACACUCUGAAAUACUCUUUCCUUCAGUUUGACCCCGCCCCCCGCCGCGGCGAGCCCCAUGUGACCAGACGCACUCCCGACUACUUCCUGUGAAUGUCCAAAGCCAUCCCUGUCAAUCAUCCACGAAGCUCCGCCCCCCUGCCCCCACCCCACCCCUCUCAUUCUGGAUGGAAAGAAGAUAUUAAUAAUAAUAUUACUGUACCAGGGAGAAUAGAAAACAAACGAUUGGCUGACGAACCAAGAUUUUAACAAAAAGAGAGAAACCUAAAGAGCGGCCCCCUCUAGUCUUGUUUUCAAUAUGCUGUCAUUAAUGCUGUGCUUCUGGGGAAAAACAACAACUAUGAUCUGUUUUCUUUUUUUUGUUUUUGUUUAUUACAUGUUUGAAAACGAGAUAAUAAAACUACCAACGUGGACCAAAUGUGCCAUAUUCUGAUCCUUUUACAACAUGUACGACGCGCGCCGUUUCUUUUUGUUUUUCUGUUUUCUUUUUUUUUUAGACUAUAGCCCUUCCUACCUGACGACGUCACCGACACACCACUCUUCUUCUUCUUCUUCUUAUUCUUCUUCUUCUUCUUCUUCUUCUUCUCCUCUUUCUUCUUCAUGGCAUAUGUGCUUUUUUUUUUUUCUGUUGCAAGAAUAAUUUUAAAAAAUGAGGAAAAAAAAAAACAGGAAAAACAAAGUUUGCUUCAAGUAGAAGAGCUGUCAGUUCUAGCUGUCCAGGCUGCAGCCGGCGGUCAUCUCAGCAAGUAUAUUACUGUAAUUUGAAUAAAGACAACAGACGUAUGAAAUAAAAAUGUCCUAUUGACAAACUACU